AAUAGCUUUAAUGGGUGGUGAUUGAUCAGUUUUAAUUCUACAAUUUUGUGUCGAUGCGUGCAUUCAGUUUACAAAAAUAUGUAAAAAUGGAACAUAUUGAUGGUAAAUUAUGAAACAGUAUCUAUUGAUCGAGAAAAAACGUAACAAGAAAUUAGUACGAUAGUACGGGGAUCCUAACCUUAUUAAAAAUGAAGUCAGGUACUACGGACAAACAUAGAGGCUCUACGCUUUUAAAAGCGGAAGAAAACGAACAAGUCUUCCAAUUGAUAGGAAAUCGGUGCCAGUGUUUAGCAGCUGGAAUUAUUCAAUUAUAUUUAACUGAACCACCUUCACACAAAGAAUGGAUAAAAAAGACUACAGGUAUUAUAACAUUGAUAAGAGAUAAUCCUAGGCGUAGUUUUUUCCUUCGUUUAUAUUGCUUACAAAGGAAAGCAAUGCUUUGGGAGCAUGAAGUUUAUAAUGCAAUGGAUUACAAAGCACCAUUGACUUAUUUCCAUACAUUUGAAGCAGAAGAUUGUAUGGCUGCUUUUAAUUUUGCAAGUGAAACAGAUGCUGUUACAUUAAGAAACAUUCUUCUUGGUAAGCUUGAUGCCAAACGUCAAAGAAAACAGCAAAGACGGUCUAAGGUAGAAGGAGAAACUCAACAUGGUGCGACAUUACCAUGGAGAAAUCAAAGCAAUACAUCACCUAUUGCAUUUAGUACAGGGUCAACUUCUAAUUUAUUAAACGGAACUCCAACUACAGUUGGUGUUAAUAGGAGUGCUUCUAGUAGUUCUAUGUAUAAAAGUAAAAAGAAAAAACGAGACAAAAUCAAGAAAAAAUUGACUAAAGAUGAUAUUGGUCCUCCAUCCAAUUUUAGACAUGUUACACAUUUUGAAUGGAAUGCCAAUAGUAAAGAAUUAGAAUUAGAAAAACUUGAUCCACAUUUAAAAAUCUUUCUUGAUAAAGUUGGAGUAUCAGAGCAUCAAUUCAGAAAUCAAGACACACGUGAUUUUAUUUAUGAUUUUAUUGAAAAAAAUGGUGGUAUGAAUGCCAUUAGAGAAGAUAUAUCUUCAUCUAUUCCAAAAACUAAUGUACACCAGCUACAACAAUCGCAGCAAUUACAACCUCCAAUAGCUCCUCAAAGACAAGAAUAUCCUCCACCAGUUCCUGCAAGGACUAUACCUCAUCAAACUCGAAGUGCUCCACCACUACCUCCAAAUCGAUUUAAUGCACCUUCGACACCACCAAGUGCACCACCUAGUGCACCACCAGUUCAUAGAACAUUGCCUUCUCGACCACCACCACCUUCUUUAACUUCUGCUCCAUCACUUCCACCACCUCCACCUCCACCACCUCCUCCACCACCUCCUCCACCUGCUCCAGUUCCACGCUCUAGAAAUAAUUUGGCUACACCUGUACCACCGCCACCACCAUUACCUAAUUUACUAAGUACUGAUGAUGGCACUGUCAAUACAAGUGCUACCAAUAAUAAUAAUACUAGUAAUAACAAUAAUAAUGAAGAUAUUGCUGAUUUGAGGUCAACACUCAUGGAAUCUAUAAGGAGUGGCACAACACUUAGAAAAAUUGAUAAGUCUGAAAUAAAACAAAAUCCUCCUCCUGGGGAUUCUAGAAAUGCUUUGUUAGAGCAAAUUCGUCAGGGAAUUGAGCUAAGGCCUGUCUCGAAUGAAGUAAAAAGUAAAGUGACACCAAUAUUUCAAGGAGGAUUAGCUAGUGCUUUAUCAAGGGCUCUUGCUGAGCGAUCAAGUGCAAUCCAUAGUGAAAGUGAUGAUUCAACUAGUGAAACCAGUGAUGAUGAUGAAUGGGAUGAUUAACUUAGAUGGAGUAUACAAUUCGAGGAAUAAAAUAAUGUAUCACUGUGAUAAAUCUGCUAUCAAUAAACACAUAAACAGAUUAGUUACUAUAAAUGUAUAAUGUAACAAUUCUGAAUUUGAUAUCCAAAGAAGAAUGAAAAUCAUAUGUAAAUGUUCCAAAAAAAGGAAAUCAUUUAAAUGUGUUAUCAGAAAGUAAGGCACAAUUACAUGGAUAGGGCAGGUAUCGAACCCACGGAGGUGAGAUGAAAACCAAGAAAAUUUUUUUAUGGGAAUGUAUGAAGCACAAGAUAGAAUUUUACGCCACUAUGGAGAAAUCCUAGUCACACAGAAAUGAGAAACAAGAAUAUGUUAAUUAUUAGUUAUUGUAUUUUAUUAUAUUCUAUGCAAUAUUAUUGUAACGUAAAUACUGUUCGACGUCCGAACUUCUCGUUCGAUUGACUAAAAAUCACAGUUGCAGGAUUUUUACCUCGAUUAGUGUCGAAUCUAAGAAGAUGAGUGGGUAAUGAAGGAAAGGAGAGCUAUAACUGUGUUUGUUAACUAGAAUAGAGAGAAAGUAGCGAGAAAUGUUGAAACAAAAGACUUGUUACGGAUGAUAAGUUAAUAAGAUUGUAUGGAGAAUGAGAGAACUACAAAAUUUUACU
Messenger RNA from Eufriesea mexicana, 2455 nucleotides. Its product is annotated as neural Wiskott-Aldrich syndrome protein. Gene Ontology annotation, molecular function: actin binding. The transcript has 8 exons. Lineage: Eukaryota; Metazoa; Arthropoda; Insecta; Hymenoptera; Apidae. Gene Ontology annotation, biological process: actin filament organization. The record is from RefSeq and is a predicted model, not a curated record. The coding region runs from base 189 to 1814 and encodes 541 amino acids.